CGCAGUUGGCAACACAGUUAAAUAACCUCGCACUGCACUGCACAAUAUUUUGAUUAAAGACAUUUUUCAGAAGUUACCGAACGGAACUGAAAUAUGAUAUAGCACUUGAUUCAAAUUAUCCGUGUAACAUCGUUUUUUAUUAGUCUUUAAGCUGUCACGGUAAGAAGUUUAUCAUCAUACUCAAAAAAAUGUCUUUAUUAACCAAACACCUGAGAAGUUCAAUCAUGAAGCUCAGCAAAAGAGCUCAACAAACUCAAGCAAAAUUACAAGCAACAGCUAAUCUGCCCGGUGGGCCAGUUUUCAGAAAUGCCCAAAAUUUUCCUGAUAGAGUUGCCCUCAGAGAUCAUAUAUCCAGUUAUACAUAUGCUAACAUAUAUUUGAGUGCCAAUGAACUUUCCAAAGAAAUUACUCAACUUGUACAUGGUCGAACAGGUGAGAGGGUAUUGUUUAUGUGCCCAAAUGAUGCCAAUUAUGUAAUAACUCUAUGGGCUAUAUGGAUGUCUGGACAAAUUGAAAAUAUUUCCGUAGGUGUUGUUUUGUCACACAAAAACCUCCAGUUUCAAAUUUCUACACUAGUUGAUGCUUGGAAAUGGUCUUCAAAUGAUGUUAUACUACACACGCUUCCUCUUCACCAUGUCCAUGGAAUAGUUAAUGCUCUUCUAUGUCCCCUUCAUAUUGGCGCAAAAACCAUAAUGUUGAAAAAAUUCAAUGCCAACAACGUAUGGUCUUAUCUCUUGGGAAUCAAUGCCAAACCAGAAGAUAGAAAAAUAUCAGUUUAUAUGGCAGUACCGACAAUAUACAAUAAACUCAUUGAAGAAUAUGACAGAGUGUUCAAGGCAGAUAAUAAGAUGGUAGAGUACAUAAGGAACACAAUGAAAAAUAAAAUCAGAUUGAUGGUUAGUGGCUCGGCUGGGCUUCCUGUUCCAAUUUGCGAAAGAUGGAAAGAAAUAUCCGGACAUAGACUGCUGGAACGAUACGGUAUGACAGAAACGGGAAUGACAUUAUCACAUGUUUAUGAAUCUGAUCGGGAACCUGGUAAUGUUGGAAUACCUUUACCAGGUGUCUCAAUCAGGUUAGUUGAGGAUGAUGAGAAUAGUGAAGAACUGAAGACCAUUUUAGAGUGUUCCAACGUUGAUGGAGAACUUAAAUUCACUGAGAAAGUUUACAAAAGCGAAAAUCAUAAAGGUGAGCUGCUCGUGAAGGGUGAUGGCAUUUUCAGAGAAUACUACAAUCGUCCUGAGGCAACUCGCAAAGAAUUCACCAAUGACGGCUGGUUCAAAACUGGAGAUAUUUGUGAGUAUUUAGCAGAAAAAAAAGUAUUCAAAAUUGUUGGAAGGAAGAGUGUCGACAUUAUCAAAUCAGGGGGUUACAAAUUGAGUGCCCUAGAAAUCGAAGCAAAGCUUCUGUUACAUCCUGACAUACAAGAAUGUGCCGUCGUGGGAUUAGAAGAUGAAACAUGGGGUCAGCAAGUAGCUGCGUUUGUUGUACCAAAGCAAGAUAAGGAAAUUACCUUAGAAAAUCUUCGAAAGUGGUCAGAGGAUAAGAUGCCCAAAUAUUGGGUUCCCAAAGUAUUGAAAAUAAUGAAUUCUAUACCAAAAAAUGCAAUGGGGAAGGUUAAUAAGAAGGAAUUGGCGAAAUCUUUUUCAUAAGGGAACAAAAACUUGUGCAAUAAUGAUUAUCAGUGCCAUAACUUUUGUAUUACAACUAGGCACCAGGAAAACAUACUUAUUAUUUUGAACAUUAUAAAUUGUGGCAUUCAUGACUGUUGAGUGGGGUAAUCGAUGAUUUUCAAGACUGUUUUGUAAUUCAAAUUUCAAGUCGAGUGAUUGGAAAGUAUUAAAAGACUUGUUUUCUACAAUGAAAA
Messenger RNA from Leptinotarsa decemlineata (Colorado potato beetle), 1864 nucleotides. RefSeq names its product Acyl-CoA synthetase family member 3 (gene Acsf3). Lineage: Eukaryota; Metazoa; Arthropoda; Insecta; Coleoptera; Chrysomelidae. Gene Ontology annotation, biological process: fatty acid metabolic process. Gene Ontology annotation, molecular function: medium-chain fatty acid-CoA ligase activity. The record is from RefSeq and is a predicted model, not a curated record.